This is a messenger RNA of Rubroshorea leprosula, 559 nucleotides long. The record is from the annotation of a GenBank genome assembly. Lineage: Eukaryota; Viridiplantae; Streptophyta; Magnoliopsida; Malvales; Dipterocarpaceae.
AUUUAGAAAUUCAAAAACUUUAUAUACUAAAAUAAAAAAAUAAAACAAAAUCUGAAUCAUUAUUCUUUCAUUCACUUGUUAAUUACCCUAAACGUAGCAAAGUCUGGGUAUUUAGUCUCGUCCAAUCCUAGAAACAUGCACCGCACUCCGUCAUGUCUUCUCUACGGCAGUGGGAGCGACUUCCAGAAGACCUUUUACCAUUGAUAUUCCAGCGGUUCGAUCAACUUAGCCGCACCCGCUCCAGCGCGGUGUGUAAAUCAUGGACAUCCGCGCUCAAGUUUGCUGCUGAUCACGACGCUUCUGGCUGCAUCUUCCGCGUGAACCGACUUCCGAAUAUCUGAGCUUAACUCUUCAAUCUGUGUGAAGGCGCUGUUUUCAAGUUAAAGCUUCCUGAAUCCUUCCGAGGAAAACAGUGCUGGUUUGAGACAUCUUCAGACGGCCGUUGGAUUGUUGUAAAAACACAAUGUCAUAGCUUUCUCGAGAUUACAGUGUUGGAUCCAUUUUCAGGAUUAGAAAUUAAGCUUCCUUGUUUAAGAAAAAAUAAAGGAUGGAAUUUAUA